UAUAAGCUCUAUAGUCGUAUUAUAUACUUACCAUUGCAGCAACGAUUAAGCAAUUAAUAAAACAUCAAAGUCGCAAUUUAAAAAAGCCACUAUCGUGAAAACAAGAGAAUUAAUUUACAAGUCGUCGCGUACAUUAUAACCUGUACUAGUCGAUUUAAAGUGUUGGGCUAAUCUCACUGCUUAAGUCAAUUUUUUAUUUUCCCUUCUAUAUUCAUUUAAUUUGUUGGAAUUAAAAAUAAGUGAGUACCUGUUAUCGCGCGGAAAGAAUAUUAGAACUGCGAAAUAUGACGAUAUCGGAACACAGGACAUCCAAUCGCUCCAGCCUCUUUUCACUGCCUGUGUCUCCGCUUUUUAUCAUCCCAAUUGUUAAAUGUCCUGUGUAUUUGAUUUGAGAAGAAUAUUUAAUGGAGGUUAUGUUGUUGCAUAGCCAAGAAAAAGUCCCAAAUGAAGAAGUACAAUGUUAGUUAGAACUUUUUCAUAUCAAUGGAUUUUAAUAUUCGUGUUAAUUGUAAUUAUAUUUUAUGAAAAUACACGUUUAAAUUAUUUGGAAGAUAGUAGUAAGAAAUUAAGAGACACUCUUUUGAAAGUUAAGACUGAAACAAAAAGUGAUCCUUUACCUCGACAUCAACUUCGGAUGCAAUCAAAUAAUGAUAAUUAUGUUGUGAUAUAUAAUAGAGUUCCAAAAACAGGUUCAACUAGCUUUGUAGGCGUUGUGUAUGACUUGUGUAAAAAAAAUAAAUAUCAUACGCUGCACAUAAACAUAACAAAUAAUAUGCACACACUUACACUACCUAAUCAAAUACAAUUUAUUCGUAACAUAAGUCAAUGGGAUUCUAUUAAACCAGCAUUUUACCAUGGACACAUGGCUUUUUUAGACUUUAAAAAAUUUGGCCUUGAUAUUAGUCCAUUGUAUAUAAAUUUAUUACGUAAACCAUUAGAUAGGUUUAUUUCAUACUACUAUUUUUUAAGAUACGGAGAUAAUUUUAGACCACAUUUAAUUAGAAGGAAACAUGGGGAUACAAAGACUUUUGACGAAUGUAUUAAUGCAGAACAAGCAGAUUGUGAUCCUAAUAAUAUGUGGCUUCAGAUUCCUUUCCUGUGUGGGCACGAUCCAGCUUGCUGGGAAGUGGGUAAUGAAUGGGCUCUAGAAGAGGCAAAACGUAACUUACAACAGCACUAUCUUCUGGUAGGAGUUACCGAAGAAUUAUCGGAUUUUAUAUUAACUCUUCAGAAUAUCUUACCACGUUUUUUCAAAGGUGCUCAUAAUAUUUUCAUUCAUAAUAAUAAAUCUCAUUUGCGGCAAACAACACAAAAGAUCGAUCCACUUCCAGAAACAAUUAAGAAAAUUCAAAAAACAGUAGUGUGGAAAAUGGAGAAUAAUCUUUAUAAUUAUGCUCUAUCUCAAUUUCAUGCUGUAAAAAAACGUCUUAUUAAUGCUUCCACCCAAGAUGCCAGCCAACGUUUUUUUUAUGAAAAAAUAAGACCUAAGUAGACUAAUUUUAAAUCGAUUAAGUUUUAUACGUUUUAUUCGCGUAUAAAUUAAGACUUAUAAACGAGUAGCACAUAAUUUUCAAAUGUGUUUUUAACAAAUAUUUUUUUAUUUGUGAUUGACAUAUGUG
This is a messenger RNA of Ceratosolen solmsi marchali, 1619 nucleotides long. RefSeq names its product heparin sulfate O-sulfotransferase. Gene Ontology annotation, cellular component: membrane. The record is from RefSeq and is a predicted model, not a curated record. The transcript is spliced from 6 exons. Bases 458 to 1492 code for a protein of 344 amino acids. Gene Ontology annotation, molecular function: heparan sulfate 2-sulfotransferase activity. Lineage: Eukaryota; Metazoa; Arthropoda; Insecta; Hymenoptera; Agaonidae.